Molecule: messenger RNA, 1139 nt
Organism: Verticillium alfalfae VaMs.102
Lineage: Eukaryota; Fungi; Ascomycota; Sordariomycetes; Glomerellales; Plectosphaerellaceae
Product: TapA protein
Exons: 2
Coding region: 132-1139 (335 amino acids)
Biological process (GO): regulation of signal transduction; regulation of dephosphorylation
Cellular component (GO): cytosol
Molecular function (GO): protein phosphatase 2A binding
Source: RefSeq, a predicted model, not a curated record
UCCCCCCGACGCCGUUCUUGAGCCUGCUCUCUCGCUACAGCCUGUCGAAAGAACGUGGAGCACCCAUACUUUGUCGUUUGAGACCCUGAUCUCGCAUCCAAACCGCCCUCUCGUCUGCACAGCAUCUCGCGAUGGCAGACGACAACGAGCCCCGCACCCUCAAACAGAUCGCCGCGCUCGCCGCGCAGAAACGGCAGGCCAUCGAAGCUACCUCCCCAGUGUCCAACCCCUCCUACGCCGCCGACCUCGAGAUCGCUAUUCAGGCCCAUCGCGAUACCAUCGAAACGAUCUCCCGUGUCUCUCUCUUCUCCCCGAACGAACCCCUCGACGACAUUGCGACCCCAGACCUCCCCUACCUCCUCACGGAAUCCUUCCUUGCCGACCUCUACCUCAAGACCCCGACCCCGAACCCCAUCGACCGCGAGCUGGUCCUCUCUGAAGCCCGCGAAGCCUACGAGCGCUUCCUAGCCUCCCUUGACUCGUACGAGAUCCUCACGCCCGCCCACAAGACCCUCUACUCCCGCUACACCGACGACCCCGCCGCCUUCUCCACCGUCGCCGCCUCCGACCCCUCGAAGCGUCGCGGCGCCAAGAUCGCGAAUUUCAGGGCUGAGAAGGAUCUCAAAGCCCGGCUCGCCACCCUCGCUGCCAACCCCCGCUACGGGCUGAACCGCGAGCUCGAGGUCCUCGCGCAGGCGGCGACCGCGCGGCCGCUGCUGCCGGCGAGGGAGACGGUCGAGGAGGACGCGCGCCGGCGCCGCGCCGCCGAGGAGAGCGGCCACGCCGAGAGGCUGGAGCCGCGCCGGCUGCGCAGCAUACUGGAACAGAGCGGGCCGCUACUCAGCAAGGCCGGGAAGCCCAUGCGGCCCUUUACGCUUGUCGGUUCGCGCGAGGAGGCGCAAGCUGGCGUCUUUAGGACGGGCCAUAACCUGCCGACCAUGAGCAUUGACGAGUAUCUGGAGGAGGAGAGGAAGCGUGGCGGCAUUAUCGAGGGCGGUGGCGAGGCCAGCUUUCACAGACCCGAGCCGGAUGAGGACGAUUACGAAAAGGCGGAUGAAGCUACGUACAAAGCGAGGGCUUGGGACGAGUUUGUCGAGGCGAACCCCAAGGGGGCUGGAAACACGUUAAAUAGGGGGUAG